This is a messenger RNA of Cooperia oncophora, 945 nucleotides long. The record is from the annotation of a GenBank genome assembly. Lineage: Eukaryota; Metazoa; Nematoda; Chromadorea; Rhabditida; Trichostrongylidae.
AUGAUCCAUCACCGCCGCUACAAAAGAGACAAAGCUGUGGAGAAGUUCGUUCCUUUGGCGCCGUCCUACGAACUAGUUCUUUCUCACGAUGAACCACCUCAUAUCGACUCCACACUUUCUGUCACCGUUGAAGAAGGCCAGACAAUACGUCUGAAAUGCACCGCUGGAGAAGGAAUUGACGAGCAAACGCUUAAAUUUGAACGAGAACUAGAAGAGGUUUCUGGAAAACGCACACCGAGGAGCGUCAGUCAACACAUAUUUAACUUUGACGAUGCAGCACAUAGCGGACUGUACGAGUGCUUCGCACGCACCACUUCGGGAGAAGAACAUUCGCGGAAGAUGAGAGUCUCAACGAAGGCUGUUCUUCCAAGAGACUUCGUACCUUGCCCUAAUGGUGAUGAUUUCUGCGGAGCCAAUGGACGAUGCGGAAUGAAGGGCCAAGAUAAGAUUUGCGUAUGCGACCCUGGCUACGUCGGACAACAGUGUGAGCAUCUUCUUGUAAAAGACUACUUAAGUGAGUUUCCGAUAUCGAGUGCACCACAGAAGCGGCGAAUGAUGCAAACUAUGUCCACAGGGAAUUCAAUUUUAGUUACAACUGCGAAGGUUGUCGCCGGCGCAGGAGGAACUCUCAAUGUUACUCUCAUAUUCCUUACAGUACUCUUCGCUACCUUAUUUAUUAAAGAGAGAAAGCGUUUACGACUUCUUCGAUCUCAACAGUCAUACUCAGUAGAAGAGCAGACAUUCUUCGUAAAGCCACAAAACCCCUACAGCGAGGGUGAUUCGACGAGUCGAGAAAAAGUUCACCUUCAACGAGGUUACGCUUUCGACCAAUCAAUUCAUCGCUCUACACGCCCGUCAGCCCUUCGAAGAUUCCGAAUUGCUAUCAGAGACCGCCUUUCUGCUAAACCAAGUGGAAUCUCAGCAGAAACACCGCCGAUCACAUAA